Trichoderma virens Gv29-8 is the source of this 1668-nucleotide messenger RNA. RefSeq lists its product as uncharacterized. Gene Ontology annotation, molecular function: oxidoreductase activity, acting on paired donors, with incorporation or reduction of molecular oxygen; iron ion binding; heme binding. The transcript has 3 exons. Lineage: Eukaryota; Fungi; Ascomycota; Sordariomycetes; Hypocreales; Hypocreaceae. The coding region runs from base 1 to 1668 and encodes 555 amino acids. The record is from RefSeq and is a predicted model, not a curated record.
AUGCCUGAACAACAAUUUUAUUUCCUUGGGGAGCCAAUCUCCUCCGCGAAGCACAUUGAUGUGGACACAACAUUAGACCUUGAUGGGCUCAAGCAUCUUGUUGCCGCUCAUUUUGCUAUUGUCGAGCCAAAUGGUAUUGGAUUCCAAGCUCAAGACAAGUUCCUAUCAGAGCUAUCUGAGGUCGUCUCUUCCAGCAGUCCCGUGGCCAUUACAAUAGAUGGACACGAAGUGCGCGAUAUACCAGGACCUCAAGGUUUACCCUAUGUUGGGAACUACUUGGAGGUCUACCCAGACCAUCUUGGGAAUCAUCAGCGUCUCUUCGACCAAUAUGGGCCCAUUUUCAAAACAACUAAUAUGGGGCGCACAGUCUAUCAGACUAAUGACCCAGUUAUUUCAGCAAUUGCCUUUGCUGAGUCUGAUUUUUUCUCAAAAAAGAUCAACGAGUCCCAUCCUCUCGCUGGCCUUAAAACCCCAGCGGCUGGCAUCUUCCUAGGUGAUACAGACACUCCCGAGUGGAGGGUGGCACAUAAGUUUCUGCCUCCCGCCCUUGGCCCUAAAGCAGUCCGCCAUUACGCACCUACGAUGCAGAAGACAGUGGAGGAAGCCUAUGAAGUCUUUGAUGAGCUCGAUCGUAAUAACAAAGCAUGGAAUGUGUAUCAAUAUAUGCUAAAGCUUGGUUCGCAAGCAGUUGGCAAGCUUACACUUGGCUUAGACUUCCAGCACUUUACUUCCCAGGAUGCACCCCUCCAUGAGAUGGUGCAUCUAAUCGCGGAUCUCCUUUCUCUUAACAAAAAGGUUACAUCAAAAGGGACCUGGUACAGCAAAUUACCUUUUGGGGACCCCCAAAAGUUAAAGGUAGUAAAGGCUCGUGUGGAAGAGUUAGUGGAUCAGUCUAUUCAGACGGCCGCAAGAGGGGGGGUUACUGAUCUGCCACUUCAAGAUGCUGCGUUGCAAGCGUCGAACAUGGUUGAUUAUGCCAUGCGUGCCACUGAUAAUAAAGGCGAAAAACUGCCUAAGUCUAGUUUAGUCUGGGCUCUAGUGGUUGCGACUGCUGCUGGAUUCACAACAACUAGUUCCCUACUGUCCUGGCUUAUAUAUGGUCUUGUUACAUACCCAGGUAUGCAGGAGAGGCUCCUUCAAGAACUGAUCGAUCACGGUAUCGAUGAAAACACCCAAAUUACAGCAGACAUUACGGACCGUCUAGACUUUCUUGACAAGUAUAUUAAAGAGACCCAGCGUCGACAUAACCCUUCUUUCCAGCCCGGUCGCACGGCAAAGGUUGAUCUUAUCUUACCGGGGGGCUACAGGCUACCCAAGGAUGCAGUUUUAAUACCUGCCCUACAUCAUAUCCAUAACAACCCCAGCCUAUGGGACAAUCCGGCCCACUUCAACCCGGAUAGGUGGGAUACAGAACAGGUGAAAAAUAGGCACAAGGCAUCGUACGUGCCGUUUGGUACAGGGCCACGGAUGUGCAUCGGAUUCAACUUCGCACUUCAAGAGAUCAAAGUUUUCCUGCCAAAACUGAUAUAUCGGUACAAGUUCAUUCGGGAUGGGGAUGGAGUCAUUGAAUAUGACCCGAUGUUCCAAUUGAUUAGGCCGAAUAAUCUGUAUGUGCGGGCAGAGAGGAGAGUCAAAUGGCCCGCGCGAACGCCGCAGAACAGUUCCUAG